AUGUCCAAAAAGCCGAGGGAAGAACGCCCAAUCGCCCAGUCGAAAGAGGCAGGGAAAGAGGAGCCAAAGAAGAGCAUAAAAGAACAGCCCAAAGGUGGAAGCUCCAGGGACACCUCAUCAUCCGCAGCAUCGAGCAGAAAAGCCUGCUCACUGGUGCUGGGCAGUGCCCCGCCGCCACCGCCGCCGCCAGCGGCAACCCAGGCGCCCAGUGCGUCGUCAUCAGUGGACAACGAGAACAGCGCCGUCUACUCGGUGGCCCUCCCUGAAGGCUGGGGCGACCUGAGGGUGCGCUACAAGCAACGUCCGCCACAGCCCGAGGAUGAGAACCACGACCUGCAGCUGCUUUUUCGGGUGAACGAGAACACACGGAAUGAGGAGGAUCAGACGCCCCACAUGCAGAGGAUGUCUCCGCGGGAAAUCGCCAAGACGUCAACGCUGCACUGUCCACCACCAUCGCCACCACCACCACCACAAGCGAAAACUGCCGCCAAGUGGAGUCCGCCCAUCGUCAAGUACGUCACUGCCAAGUGGAACGAGUGGCAGUACCUGAAGGAGGGCCCAAAAACGGUCGAGCUGGAGGUGGCAGAGGUCUCCUCACGUUCCCCAAGUCCUGAAAGUGUGACCAUCGAGGAGGUGCAGCAGCUGCGAAGAGAGUUUGACGCCAUGCUGGCGAGGAUUGCCCCGCCUCGACCAGCAUUAUCUCAGACAGCACCAGCACAAGCACCAACUCAAGCAACAUUAACACCAGCAAGGCCACCACCACCACCACCACCGCCACCGCCAGCCCAACCCAGAAAUGGGAAAGACCAGAAGNAAGUACGUCACUGCCAAGUGGAACGAGUGGCAGUACCUGAAGGAGGGCCCGAAAACGGUCGAGUUGGAGGUGGCAGAGGUCUCCUCACUCCUGAAAGUGUGACCAUCGAGGAGGUGCAGCAGCUGCGAAGAGAGUUUGACGCCAUGCUGGCGAGGAUUGCCCCGCCUCGACCAGCAUUAUCUCAGACAGCACCAGCACAAGCACCAACUCAAGCAACAUUAACACCAGCAAGGCCACCACCACCACCACCACCGCCACCGCCAGCCCAACCCAGAAAUGGGAAAGACCAGAAGACUUCGAGCAAGUCAAACAACAGGGCCGGAACCAAAAGCAAUGCCACCAACAAGAAGACAGAGAAGACGGAGAAGAAACAACCGGCCAAGCGCGAGGGCGCUUUGUGA
Rhagoletis zephyria (snowberry fruit fly) is the source of this 1215-nucleotide messenger RNA. Lineage: Eukaryota; Metazoa; Arthropoda; Insecta; Diptera; Tephritidae. The record is from RefSeq and is a predicted model, not a curated record.